Molecule: messenger RNA, 954 nt
Organism: Suillus plorans
Lineage: Eukaryota; Fungi; Basidiomycota; Agaricomycetes; Boletales; Suillaceae
Exons: 13
Coding region: 1-954 (317 amino acids)
Source: RefSeq, a predicted model, not a curated record
AUGACCUACGUCUCAGAUGAUCCCAGUUGGUGGCCGGCAAUCGAUUUCAAUAUUCUUUUCAGCUAUUGGAUAGUUUCCACGGGCGUCGUGGUGGUAUACGAUUGGGUCUUAACACUUGGACAAGAGAUUGAACUCAUAUGGAGACAAGGCUGGUCUCUCAUGACCGUGCUGUAUUUGAUUACACGCUAUAUGGGAAUACCGUAUUCUGUUGCCCUUGUUCUGCGACACAGGAAAUAUGCCAUCGGUAUCGCUGACAGAUGCAGCGCUAUCAUGUAUCAUGCAUCAAGUGGGACAACUGUGGUCUUGACUGCCAUGUUGGAUGUGAUCAUGAUUGCUCGGUUAUAUGCCAUGUAUGAGGGAUCUAGAAAGAUGUUUAUGUUCCUUGUUAUUAUCUUCCUGGCUGUAAACAUUGCCUGCGGAGUAAUCGUGGCAAUAGCACUCAACGAUACUGUACUGGUAGAGGAGUUGAUAAUCUCUGGCACGAAUAUGUGCGGUUAUGUAUAUGAAGGGGACGAGCAGCUUCUGUUUUCGAUCAUUUGGAUACUCAACACUGUUUGGGAGGUCCUCACAUUGUAUCUUUCAGUUUGGGUUGCUGUGAAACACUUCCGUGAGCUGCGACAACUCGGCCCAUCGACAGGAUCGACCAUCAGGGACUGUUUUAGAGUGCUUAUACAAUCUCACACUCUCUAUUUCGCAAGCUUUGUUGGUGUCUCUUGCCUCCAGCUUGCUUAUAGCUCUCCGGAAAUCGCGACUUCUAGUUCUACUGGAGUUUCGAUCCUCGAAGGUGCUCUUGAAAUUUUAUCGGUCGUGCAGAUGUUUGUGCUGGGACCACGCCUCAUCCUGAGCGUUCGAGAAUACAACGCCAAACUCGUGGCAUCCUCCGAUGCAGAAACUAGCAUGAAUUCGAUUGUUUUCCAUGAGCAUGUGCAUGUAUCAACUAGCAGUACUGUGUAG